GCUAUGAGUUACUGUAACAUAUGUGGGCCUGACCUUCAGGGCUUCCUUGGAGCUAAAGAUGUAGCAGGGAUGGUGAGACAGCCCAGCCCAGGUGGUGAUGGAUCCUGGGCUCUCCAGAGUCAUGAGCAGGGUGCCACCAGCCCUUCUACCCUAGUCUGAAGGGACAGCAACUCCAGAUCCUUCUUGCAGGUGUGGGGCCAGGCUCCAUCGCUCAUGCUUUUGAGGAGCAUCAGUGCACUGUCAGAAGCAUGGAGAUUUGGCAAGCGGAGAGGGACAUGGCACUGUGAGUGAGUGCCAGUGGCACUGGAUGAGACUGGAGCAAAAUGCCCCUUUCUGCUUCUCCCUGAGGCAGGGACAUGACCCACAGGAGUGGGAGACUCACACACAGAGCUGGGCACUAACUAGCCAAGUCCUCCAAAUCCUGGCAUAGCCCAAGGAAAGGCAGUGAGAGGAGAAGGUGUCAUCCAGCUGCAGGCAGUCCAUGCUGACUGUUCUCACCACUCUACCCCUCACAGGAAAUCUUGGCAAGGGGUCAGGAGCAGGGAUAAGACGCAAGGCCAUAGAUGCAUGAUACAGGUGGCCGAGGGAGAGAGCAACACAGAAAUGUAGAAGUUGAAAACAGGAAACAGUCUUUCCCUUUUUCUCCUGACACUGAGUGCUGGCAGGGAAAGACAUCCCAUUGUGACAUCACCUGCUGGUGGAAGGUGAUAUCACUGAGCAGCAGAUUGUGACACCACUGGGGGAUGCAUUGUGACAUAUCAUCCCUCACUGCUUAUAUUUUUCUGUAGGCAGAGCCUGGCCAGUCUGGCUCCAGCCUGAAGUUCAUCCAGGCAGGACUGUGAGGUCUGGAGGACUGAGCCAGGCUUCUCUGGUGCUGAGUGGAUUUCAGUGCAGACUCGGCGCAAUCCCUCCUGUUUCCCUGGCCCUGGCUAGUUUGGCAGCUGGGCACUGUGGGUGCUUGCAGCAGUGAAGGUUGGGACAACAUCCCCUGGGGUGGUCAGGGGUGAGUGACGGGGCUCAGGGAGCUGGGAGUGUGUUGUUCUUAAGGGACCUGGACAUUUCUUCUUCCCAUUCCCGGGAUAGCAGUGACCAUGGUGACUCCCUCCUGUGGUGUGUGACACCAGGGAGGGCAAGCAGCUCCUGAUCCUCAGCUCUCACCAGUGUGCUGUAGGGCACAAAAAUGACUUCGGAGACAGAUGGCAACUGCUCCAUCUGCCAGGACACUCAGAAGGACGUGGCUUCUGCUCUGCCCUGUCACCACCGUUUUUGCCGGGGCUGCAUCCUGCGGUGGACACACAUAAAUCCCGUGUGCCCACUCUGCAGAAGAAUUAUAGAGACUGUGAGGUUUUCUGAUGACUCCAUGGAGAUUGUCAUCACAGCCCCUGAUGAGCUGCCAGAUGCCAUCAGCCAGGCAGGGACAGCUCCUGAUGGCCCUCAAGGAAACAGCCCCCAUUCCCCUGUGGCAUCCCAUCCAUCUUCUUCACAGUGGACACCACCCCAAGCUGUUGGUGGUGUCCUGCCUGACCUCUGGGCAGAACUUUUCCGUCGACAACAGCAACUCCUGGACCCGCUGCGGCCCUGGCUGCACCAGAGGCUGGAGACCAUCUAUGGAGACCAGUGGUGGCUGGCAAGGAAUGCACAGAGCAGCAUCCUGCAUGCCCUCUGUGUCUUUGGUCCAGAUGAGGAGAUCAUGGUCCAGAGGCUGCAGGACAUCCUGGAGGAACACACAGUGCCACUGGUCCAGGACACCAUCAACAUCAUUGUGGGCCAGUGCAGUGAAGAGGCCAGGAGGCUGCUGCGCUCCCACGCUGCUGGGGAUGAGGACAACAGCCCAGCAGCCAGCACCAGCUCCAGCAACUCCAGCUCCAGCUCCUCCAUCAUUAGCUCCAGCAACUCCAGCUUCAGUUCUUCCAGCACCAGCUCCAGCAACUCCAGCUCCAGCUGCAGCAACUCACGAGAGGGGACUCCCACCAGCAGCCCUGCAGUCUCUGUGCAGGAGGAGGAAGCUGGCACAAUGGAGGCCUUCCCACCCAGGCAUCACAAUCUGCCACACCCUGUGCCUGUCCCUGCAGAGCAGGACCAACGCCAGGAGGAGCUGGGGCAGGCAAUGACAGUGGCAGGUCCCUCUGCCCAGGGCAGCAGCUGCAGCCCCUCCUCUCCCAGCCAGGGCACGGACCACUCACCUCGGGGUCCCCGGCACCCCCCAAAGAGGAGGGCCCUCAGCUCCCAAGACAUUCCCCAGCCCAGCAAGAGGUCACCCCGCCGGCAGCAAUAACAGGGUUCUCAGAACUCUUUAUUCAAGGAAAAACAAAGAAUUUUUUAUUUCCUUCA
Molecule: messenger RNA, 2331 nt
Organism: Pipra filicauda (Wire-tailed manakin)
Lineage: Eukaryota; Metazoa; Chordata; Aves; Passeriformes; Pipridae
Exons: 1
Coding region: 1181-2275 (364 amino acids)
Biological process (GO): protein ubiquitination
Molecular function (GO): metal ion binding; ubiquitin protein ligase activity
Source: RefSeq, a predicted model, not a curated record